CUGUAAUAGACCAGUCGAGUUGACUUCCGGCCAUUUCUCCAUUGAAGAACGCGUUGGCUGCAAGAACGCCGUUGAGACAUGGACAGUCACAGAUAAGGGUUUACUUUACGGUUUUUGAGUGGUAACAUGAACAGUAGUUGGCCACUUGUUAUGAAAUACUAUAUUUGACACUUUAGAAGAGGAUAACGCGUGAAAGAUUUUUGGACGUCACCUCUACGUUUGGCGCGCACGUUGCUGACUACGAUACGAACCGGUCACAAAGCUUAGUGUAGAUUUGGUACAGAGAACUACAAACCAAAGGUAAAGCAGGGACUUUGGCGGUGUCCUGGAUAUAACCACAUCGCAGGUAUGGACGGGACACCCUUCAGACAGGACCAGCCACAGGGCCAGGUGAGGCCAGGUUUUCAGGUUCAGCCCCAGUUUGGUGUGACGUACACCACCCAGCUGCCUCCCAGCCAGUUCCUCCCUCCUCCUCCACCGGCUUCGGAGCCGAUGUUACAAACCAUGCCGACCAGUGAGCUGCAGAACCAGCCUGUGUCCGGAACCCUGGUGCCAGACAUGACCACUGUACGCACACAGAUGCACUACCAGCCUGGCCAGCAGCAGCAGGACAAGGCCAACAGUCAGAACAAGUCCCAGGAACAUUCCCAGCCCGGCUCAGGCCUGACCCCGGGCUUCAGUAACACUCCAGGCGGGCCACAUUCACACAGUCACUCCAGUUCUGGGGCCACGUCCUCCCUGUACCCAGCCACGCCCGCUCCCAUGACCCCCAUGACCCCUGCAACUCCAGCAGAGGGGUCCGGCAUUGUUCCUCAGUUACAGAACAUUGUUUCCACUGUGAACCUGGGUUGCAAGCUGGAUCUGAAGAAAAUUGCACUUCAUGCCAGAAAUGCAGAGUACAAUCCAAAGCGCUUUGCAGCAGUGAUUAUGAGAAUCCGGGACCCGAGAACUACAGCGCUCAUCUUCAGCUCAGGCAAGAUGGUGUGCACAGGAGCUAAAAGUGAGGACCAGUCCAGGCUUGCAGCCAGGAAAUAUGCCAGAGUGGUACAGAAGUUGGGAUUCCCUGCAAAGUUUCUGGACUUCAAGAUUCAGAACAUGGUGGGCAGCUGUGAUGUGAAGUUCCCCAUCAGACUAGAAGGCCUGGUCCUCACCCACUCACAGUUCUCAAGUUAUGAGCCUGAGCUGUUCCCUGGCCUGAUCUACCGUAUGGUUAAGCCCAGGAUUGUGCUGCUCAUCUUUGUCUCAGGGAAGGUAGUGCUUACUGGUGCAAAGGUGCGAGAGGAGAUUUAUGAGGCAUUUGAGACGAUCUACCCCAUCCUUAAGGGCUUCAGGAAGACAUCUUGACACCUGCAGCACACCUGCAUAUGCACCCUUGUAUAUAACGUUACCUCCUUCAGAUUAUAUUUUCAGACACCCAAAGACACAGUUGUAUGUUGAUACUGUCAUUAUCUACCAGUGUAUGUGGGACUUGCAGCAUACAGGUCUCUGCACAAAAAUUGGGAGAAUUGCAUUGGGUUUGACAGAAGUACUUUAUUCCCAUGCUCAAUGAGUUCAUUGAGUUGGAUCAUACUUUUGUAAUGAUGAUGAGAAAAUGUUCACUGUUGAAUUUUUCUGGCAGGUUAUGUCAUUCCUUUGUAAUUAUAAUCUUAGUAGGAAUAUUGACUCUCGGUUGUUUAUUCUUCAAAUGAUUCUGUAAGGACAGCUCUCUAUCAAGUUUCAGUGAAGAGAGUAAUGGAUUCAGAAUGAAAGUCGGUCCAUGUAGGCUGACUGCAACCCUUUUUACAGUCAGAAAGAUCUGCAAUCUCAUGCAACACCUUGUUUUCACAACCCAGAAGCAGUACUUUCAGUUGAGGUGUACGUAAACGUAAAGUUGCAGCUUAGCUACUUGUCAGUAGAUUGAUUUGAGGUUAUUGGAAAUCAUUUUCAUUCUUUGUAUAUAUUCUUACUACUUAUCUACAGUACAUUUCGUUAAUUUUUACAUGUUCUGUUCUUUUACAUUCUUGGCUUUCCUGUAUACUUGUAAAUAAUAUGCCCAUUUUCAGAGUAAGCACAAUUGAUACUCUCCCAUGAUGACCACAUUUUGUUGUCGUUUUUCCUCCACGGUAUUAAAAGAAAUAAAA
Molecule: messenger RNA, 2120 nt
Organism: Branchiostoma belcheri (Belcher's lancelet)
Lineage: Eukaryota; Metazoa; Chordata; Leptocardii; Amphioxiformes; Branchiostomatidae
Product: TATA-box-binding protein 2-like
Exons: 10
Coding region: 349-1344 (331 amino acids)
Biological process (GO): DNA-templated transcription initiation
Molecular function (GO): DNA binding; RNA polymerase II general transcription initiation factor activity
Source: RefSeq, a predicted model, not a curated record